AUGAUUUUUGAAGGAAAUUAUAAUUUUCAAAAUCAAAUCAAAGAACAAAAAGAGUCAAAUUUUAAUUAUUCAAACAUAUCACCAAUUCAAACACCAUUUCCAACACCAACAUCAACACCAUUAUCUUCACCAAAAAUAAUAGAGAGAACAAGUUCCAAUAAAAAUUCAAAUACACUCAAAUCCAUAAUAUUAUCAAUUGAAAAUGAUUUUUCUUAUAAAAUUAAUAUUGGUGUAAAUACUAUUGGACGCUCUUCAACAUCAUCUAUUUCUUUAAAAUCUUCAAAAUUAGAUACUUCUGUAACUUCACGUAAACAUUGUACUAUUUAUUAUGAUAAUUUUGGUUUACGUAUUACUAGUAAUAGUUUAAAUGGAUUAACAAAAAUUUAUAGAAAUGGAUGUAAUAUUUAUUUAAGACAUAAUCAAAUAUCACCCUUAUAUGUUGGAGAAACUAUUCAAAUUGGACAUAUUAAAGCAAAAAUUAAUUAUGGUAUAAGUAAUAGUCCACAAUUAAAUUUAGAAUCAAUGGAUAACAAUGAAAAUGGUAAUGGUAUUAAUGUAAAAUCACAACAACCACAACAAAAUAAUAAUAAUAAUAAUAAUAAUAAUAAUUUAAAAUUAUCAAACCAAGAAAUAACCACAAAAUCAAUUUACCCACCAAAUUAUCAUCAAACUCGUAUACAUCAUGUCCGUUUUAUUCCUUUUUUUUAUAAUAGAAAAUCAAUUUCCUCUUCUUUGUCAUCAUCAUCAGCAUCAUCAUCAGCAGCAUCAUCAUCAUCAGCAGCAUCAUCAUCAUCUCUAUCACCUGAAAUAAAAUCAAACAAAAUGAAAAAAGUUUGUAAAAAAUUAACAAAAAAAAAAACAUCAAUUAAUAGUUUAAGUUUACUUUUCGAUAAAAUUAAUAUUGGAAGUAGUGUUAGUAAUAAUCAUAGUGAUGUUGACCAAAAUGAAAUAUAUUUUGGUGAAGAACAACAAGAAUUAUGUGUUGGAGGUUUUGAUAUUGAAAAUGAAAAUCAAAUUGGAUAUGAAUUAAAAUAA
This is a messenger RNA of Dictyostelium discoideum AX4, 1035 nucleotides long. RefSeq lists its product as hypothetical. The transcript has 2 exons. The record is from RefSeq and is a predicted model, not a curated record. NCBI's taxonomy places the organism in Eukaryota, Evosea, Eumycetozoa, Dictyosteliales, Dictyosteliaceae. The coding region runs from base 1 to 1035 and encodes 344 amino acids.